CGGGCUCUGCCUGACGACCAUGCUGCUGGCGGAGGCCGGGAGCUGCGCGCUCUCUGCAGCGGGCUGAGCUGCCUGCAGCGGCCGGGUGUCUCCGGGGACCUCUCCUCGGCGGCCGUGGAUGUUGCCGGGCUGCUGCAUCCGCGCCUCUGCAGCGACCCCCACCCCGCCUCCUGAAGCCGCCCGUGGAGCAUGGGGGCCCCGCUGAGCAUCCCUGAGAGGUUCCGACCCAGCCGCCACUGCAAGUGCCCGGCCCGCGGCUGAAGGAACCAGUGCAGCUGGGUCAACCCUUUGAACCUAUGGCAACAUGUGCUAUGAUCCACCAGUCCAUGAAGGUGGAAUUCUUAGUGGCAAUCACCUCAGCUUGAAGGAUCAUUGAGGGAACUAUACGUGGGUAUGAGGCGCUGUGAAAAAGAGAAACACACCCCAAACGCUCACCUGGCACUUUUCAUUGUAUCCCAUGGAGACUAAGGAGGAGAAGAAGGAGCGGAGACAAGGCUAUUUUGCCCGGUUGAAAAAGAAAAAGCAAGCCAAACAAAAUGCUGAGACAGUCAUUUCUAAUUCUCGUGGAACCACUGCUUCCAGAACUCAGGUUGGGAAGGAUGAUAGCAGUAAGGUCAUUUUGGAGCAAAUCAAUUCUGAAGACAACUGCAAACUUGCUGAGGAAAAGGAGGAGUGUAUCACUGAAGAAGAGAAGAAAAAGAAAAAAUAUAAUCAACUAAAAGAUAUCAGGCGCACAGAGCUGAAAAGAUACUAUAAUACUGAUGACAAUCAAAACAAAACCAAUGAAAAGAAAGAGAAGAAAAUGGUUACUCAGAAACCCCUUGGAACUAUAGAAUAUACUGCUGGAAGUCAGGACACCCUAAACAGCAUAGCAUUGAAAUUUAACAUCACUCCAAACAGACUUGUGGAACUCAAUAGGCUGUUCACACACACAAUUGUUCCAGGGCAGGUUCUCUAUGUCCCAGAUACUGACCACUAUUCCAGUGCUUCUAGGUUAGCGUCUUCCAGUCCUGGUGCUCCUGUUUCUCCUUCAUCAUCAGAUGCUGAAUAUGAUAAACUUCCUGAUGCUGACUUGGCAAGAAAGGCCUUCAAACCAAUUGAGAGAGUUCUGUCAUCUACCUCGGAGGAAGAUGAACCAAUAGUUGUCAAAUUUUUAAAAAUGAACUGCCGUUACUUCACAGAUGGUAAGGGUGUAGUUGGGGGUGUCAUGAUAGUGACUCCAAACAACAUCAUGUUUGACCCACAUAAGUCGGAUCCUCUGGUAAUUGAGAAUGGCUGUGAAGAGUAUGGGCUCAUCUGCCCUAUGGAGGAGGUUGUCUCGAUAGCCCUCUACAACGAUAUCUCUCACAUGAAGAUUAAAGAUGCCCUGCCAUCUGACAUUCCAAAGGAUCUUUGUCCUUUGUACAGGCCAGGAGAGUGGGAAGACCUUUCCUCUGAGAAAGAUAUCAACCCUUUCAGCAAAUUCAAGUCCCUGAGCAAGGAGAAGAGGCAGCAAAAUGGGGAUGAUUCCAAAUCAAUAAAGCCUUUGGACAAGGAGAAAUCUGCAGAUUUUGAACUUCUUAAGCCUUCUGACAGCACUGUUUCAAUGGAAUCUAAGUCAUUGGAACCUCCCAAUGACAUGGCCUCCGCUGAAGCAUCUGAAAGGUCCGCUGUAGGGGCACAUACCAAGGAAUCUUCUGGGGAAAAAGCUGCUUCAGACUCCAAAACCAAAGAAUGUUCCCUUAUAGGAGGAGGAGAUGAUGACUUCAUUGAACUCCAAGAGACUGCAUCUCUUACAAGUACCAGAUUAGACAGAAAAGAUGCAGUAACAGAAGGUUUUUCUUUUGAUCCCAAGGAGUUGGGGGAAUCCAGAUCACAAGUAACCAAAUCUGUUUCAGAAGUCCAGGACCUACUGGCAUUUGAUUCCUUGGUCACAAAGAAUGAUGUUGAACCCAAAGCUGAUAUAGACUCAGAAUCAUGUGAGAAGCAAGAUGUCAUGCCAGAAGUAAACAAGUGUGCCAGUUCCCCGACAGGUAAGAUGGAGACUACACUGGACACUCAAAAGGAGCUAGAUAAAAACAAACUUAUUGAGUUUUACCUCAGUAAAGAUAAAGAUGGGUCACAGUCUUCUGAAAAGCUACAUAAGGCUGGAAACGGUGAUGGUGAAAACAAUAAAGCAACAGGCGUAGACCUCACACUUAGCUGUUCAGAGUUCCAAGUUAACAAACUUCUUACAGUUAAAAGUGGGGAUUCAAGCUGCAUUGAAAGGAAAGAGCCUUCACUGGAAGUCCGUUUGGCUGCAGUGGAGGAAAAGGAUCUUAAAGAGUCUUUGAAGUCGUCAUCAGUACCAUCUCUGGACAAGGUGUGUCAAGAAACACAGUUGGACAAUAAUUCAGAAAUCAGACUGUGGCUGUUACAGAGAAUUCAAGUACCAAUUGAAGAUAUGCUUCCUUCAAAAGAGGAGAAAAGCAAGACCCCUCCAAUGUUCCUGUGUAUCAAAGUGGGCAAGCCCAUGAGAAAGUCCUUUGUUACUCAAAGCACCACCAUGACACAGCAGUAUGGUAAAAGGAGAAAGCAGCCGGAGUACUGGUUUGCUGUUCCUCGGGAAAGGGUAGAUCAUCUGUAUACAUUUUUUGUUCAAUGGUCACCAGAAGUAUAUGGAAAAGAUGCCAAAGAGCAAGGUUUUGUAGUGGUGGAAAAGGAAGAGCUUGAUAUGAUAGACAACUUCUUCAGUGAGCCAUCAACUAAAAGCUGGGAGAUUAUCACUGUAGAAGAGGCAAAACGUCGAAAGAGCAUUUGCAGUUACUAUGAGGAAGAUGACGGUGAUUCUUUACCUAUCCUAAAGCACCACAGCGCGCUCCUAGAGAAUAUGCACAUAGAACAGCUUGCCCGCUGUCUGCCAGCAAGAGUGCAGGGAUAUCCGUGGCGGCUUGCAUAUAGCACAUUGGAGCAUGGAACCAGCCUGAAAACUCUGUACAGGAAAUCAGCGUCUCUUGACAAUCCAGUCCUCCUUGUCAUCAAAGAUAUGGACAACCAGAUAUUUGGAGCAUAUGCAACACAUCCUUUCAAAUUUAGUGAUCACUAUUACGGCACAGGCGAAACUUUCCUCUACACGUUUAGUCCAAACUUCAAGGUGUUUAAGUGGUCUGGAGAAAACACCUACUUUAUCAAUGGAGAUAUCAGCUCUCUAGAACUUGGAGGUGGAGGUGGUCGAUUUGGUUUAUGGCUAGAUGCUGACUUGUAUCAUGGGCGAAGCAACUCCUGCAGCACCUUCAAUAAUGACAUCUUAUCCAAGAAAGAAGAUUUCAUAAUACAAGAUGUGGAAGUAUGGACAUUUGAGUGAAGUACGGAUUGCCUUAUGGACUGGGUUCAUUGAGGAUGCUGAAAGCUAAAUCCCCAGCACAGGCUGCCUCACAGAGUAACACUUUCUUUCUGAUAUCGUAGCAGGACAUGACUACACGAAAACAUUUUGAGACCCAAUUUUAAGAGGCAGAAAUGGAGAAAACAAUAAGAGGACCAGUGUGUGUUAGUGUUUUUACUCUCUUCCCACCAACAUUCCUUGAAUAAGGAAACAAGAUGCUUAUGAAGACAUUCAUGGUGUAUGAAUUUGUUUAAAACAGUUUUGUUUUCUGUAACUGUGGAAAAAAUAUAUAUAGUGCAUUCCAUGUGUAUUUAUAUUACAUAUAAGUGCUAACCAAAAAGAAAAUCUACAACAUACUUUGUUUGCCAUGAAAACAAUAAUAAUCAUCUGAAAUAAUAGAUGAACACAGCACUUAAAGGGAACAUGUUUUUUUUUUAAUCUUUUUAUUUAUUGUUCAUUGUAUAGUUCAUUUGUUUAAAAUGUAUUAGGUAUGUUUUUUUUCUUUUAAUGUUUAAAACCUCAGAAUUUGACAGAAAAAUACUAUUGAGGUAGUUUUCAUGUGUGUUGGCAACAAAUCCAUUUGAUUUCUAAAGUUAGUUUUAUAUUUUUUUUUUUUUAUUUUGUAAAUGAAACUUUUUGUUUCUGUUUUGCUGUUGUUGUUGCCCUAAUUUAGGGUUUUUGUUUUUUGGCAGAAACACUGAGUGCAUAAUUCUGGAUUUCUUUCAGAUGGUGGGAGAGAGGUGGGUGCUGUCAGCAUUCAUUAUUGACUCUGCUGCCAUCUUCCUAGUAAUUGGGUUUUCUGCUGGCAAUAUAUGGGACAGCAGGGCACAUUCUUAGUGUAACUUGUCAUAGCUUCAUUGACUUCAGUAGAGCUAUGACAGUUUAUAUCAGCUCAGGAUCUGCCCCAGCAUGUUUAUACUUAUGACUAAGAAAAUGUCUGAAAAGAAACACAGGUUGUUUUUCUCAGCCACUUCCUUGGUGGCACAGAAAACUAGUUCUCUUUCAUGAGUCUUACCCUACACUUUUUUUAUUUUUUAUUUUAUUUUAUUUUUUUUAAGAAAAUCUUGUUUUUUAAUAGGGGGAAAAAUAUAAUGUGAAAAGUGGGAAGGAAUGUUCUUUCCCAAAUAGGCCAUAUUAUGUUGAUGUAAUAACUGUUUUUCUUGGUAAUUGAUAUUUGGUUUCCUUCCUGAAAAAGGCUUGAACCAACAGGCUAACUUACGCUUUUACAAGUAACUAAUUAUUUCUUUUUUGGUUUAAUGAAGUGGCAUUUAAAUACAGAUCAGAAUUUUUUCUAUUGAGGGACAUUUCAUUUGCGAAAGGCCGAGCUGAACUCUAAUCCAGUUAGUGCUGUGAAAACAUCAAUAGACACAUAAGGUAACUGGAGGAAACAAGAAAAUACUUUUUUCUUUAUGGUAUGUGACCAAUUCUGCCUUGUCAAAAAAAUAGCUUUGUGGGUGUUUUUGUUUUAAAAAAAAAAAAAAAUUAUUUAAAUGAUGAUCUCUGCUGCUAGGAAAAGAAUCUGUCCUGUCUCUAGAGUUCAAAGCAAAAUGUAACCACAUCAUACUGAAUCCAAUUCAUCUUAAAAGAAGUCAGGUUUUAGAACUGGUGUUGCACUUACAGUGCUUUUUUGAGCAUGGUAAACACUUGGAAUAUUCCACUGAAGUAGUACAACUCCAGUUAGUUACUACUCUUAACCCUCUUCUCCCAUCCCGCAGAAAUAAAAGAGAACUUAGAUGCCAAGUUUUUUUGUUGUUGUUGUUUUUCAAAAGCAUCGAUCAGUCUCAAGUCCACACAAAGGUUUCAUGCAGUUAAAAACUGAUGCUGUAAAAAUAAGAAGUCUGAAACACAGUGCACAUACGCUAUUAACACUGUUUUCUUCCACUUGGCCUGUCCAUAAAAAAGAUUCUGAUGGAUUUAGCUGUAAGAUAUUUCAGAAACUGCUAAUAGCAUAGUGCUUUGAGAGAUUCUAGGAAUGUCUACUAAUGUCUGCCAUUUUGGCUAGUUGCAUACCACUUACUAGUUAUAAGCAAAAAAAUUGUCAUUUUACAUACCUAUCUCUCAUUUAACUACAGUUUAUUCCAUUACUCUGUAUUUGUCAGAGCAUAUCUAAACGCUGUCUUCUAUAUUCAGCAGUGUUGUUCAUUCAAACUUCUGUGACCCUUUACACUUUAAACUAUGAAUCUUGAAUAUAUGUAAUGCAGUGCUAUCACAAUAUUUUCAAUAAAGGAGUUUAUGCAUUCAA
Molecule: messenger RNA, 5582 nt
Organism: Trachemys scripta elegans
Lineage: Eukaryota; Metazoa; Chordata; Testudines; Emydidae
Gene: NCOA7
Product: nuclear receptor coactivator 7
Exons: 17
Coding region: 458-3322 (954 amino acids)
Biological process (GO): response to oxidative stress; regulation of transcription by RNA polymerase II
Cellular component (GO): nucleus
Source: RefSeq, a predicted model, not a curated record